AUGGCGGGCGCGUCGAACGGCGCGAAGGCGCUCGCGCGCGUGACGUCGUACAACGUCCUCGCGCAGUGCUACGUCCGCAGCACGCUCUUCCCGCACAGCCCGAAGUUCGCGCUCAAAUGGAAACGCCGAGGCGAGAAGCUCACGGAAACGCUCGCCGCGCUCGACGCCGACGUCCUGUCGCUCCAGGAGGUGGACGCGUACGACGAGCACUGGGCGCCGUGGCUAAAGCGGCGCGGCUACGGCGGCGUGUACAAGCAGCGCACGAAGCUGACGAACGACAAGAAGGACGGAUGCGGGCUCUUCUUCAAGCGCGCCAAGUUUGAGCUCCUCGCGCGCCGGGCGAUCGAGUACAACGACGUCGCGUACGGACGGCCCGCGGGGUACGUCAAGACAGGGGCGGGGGCGGGGGAGGAAGAGGAGGGGGAAGGAGCGGGAGAGGUGCGGAACGAUGAACGCGUCCCGGACGCGCGUCACGUCCGCGAUUGCGUCGGCGUCCUCGCGCUCUUGCGCACGAAAACGGACCCGCGAAGGACCGUUCUCGUCGCCAACACGCACUUGUUCUGGGACCCGACGUGCGCGGACGUGAAACUGUCGCAAGCGGAGCGUUUAUGCGCGGAGGUGGCGCACUUCAUGCGCGAGCACGAGGACAAACUCUCCCCAGGCGAAUCCGUCGCGUCGACGCCGGUGAUCAUCGCGGGGGAUUUCAACAGCGUCCCCGGGUCCGAAGUGCACGCGCGGAUGCUCAGGGGGAUCAUACCUGGCGUCGAGGACGGCGGCGGCGAGUUGAAACCGGCGCCGACGCGUCCCGAAACCGGCGAGCCCGCGCACACGAACGUGACCCCGGGGUUCACCGACUGCAUCGACUACGUCUUCGUGAGCGACGGCGUGGACGUGACCGCCGCGGAGCCGCUGCCGGCGAUCGAGCAUCUCGGCGAGGGGCUGCCGAACGAGAACCACCCGAGCGAUCAUCUGUCCGUCACCGUCGACGUCGCGUUCUGA
Micromonas pusilla CCMP1545 is the source of this 999-nucleotide messenger RNA. RefSeq lists its product as uncharacterized. Lineage: Eukaryota; Viridiplantae; Chlorophyta; Mamiellophyceae; Mamiellales; Mamiellaceae. The transcript has 4 exons. Bases 1 to 999 code for a protein of 332 amino acids. Gene Ontology annotation, molecular function: poly(A)-specific ribonuclease activity. The record is from RefSeq and is a predicted model, not a curated record.